CCGACGUCACUUCCGGGCCGCGGCGGCCAAAAUGGCGACGGGGGGGGCUGGCCGGGGCCGGGUGAGUCGCGCAGGUUUCAUGUAAUCACAGGAAUUUCCUUCUGUUUAACUUCUCAGAUUACGUCAGGAUUUCAGAAUGAAUCAGUGUCCUUUGUUGACAACUUGUAAUGCCAGAACUCAACCGGGCCUUCAGGAUCAGUUGAGACUUUGGCCGAUGUCCCCGAGCACAUCCUCAAAGGGCUUCCGGAGGAAGUGAGGCUCCUCCCGUCCACUGUGGACAAGGCCCGGCUUGGUGUCUGGGCCACAAAGCCCAUUUUCAGAGGCAGGAAGUUUGGCCCCUUCGUUGGUGACAAGAAGAAAAGGUCCCAAGUCAAAAGCAAUGUGUACAUGUGGGAGGUCUAUUACCCAAACUUAGGGUGGAUGUGUGUGGACGCCACGGACCCGGCAAAGGGGAACUGGUUGCGUUAUGUGAACUGGGCUCGUUCAGGAAAGGAGCAGAAUCUUUUCCCGUUAGAAAUCAAUCGGAGCAUUUACUACAAAACGUUAAAGCCAAUUGAGCCUGGGGAUGAGCUCCUGGUCUGGUACAAUGGGGAGGAGAACCCGGAGAUAGCAGCUGCCCUGGAAGAAGAAAGGGCCAGCCACCGCAACAAGAGGAACUCCCCCAAGGCCAAGAAAGCAAAGAAAAAAGCCCCCGAGGCUAAAAACAAAGGAAAGAAAGCCAAGGAUAAUAAGCGGAAGCUGUCUUUGGAGGGUCUGGAUUUGACCCCUUUCGACAUGAGGGAGACCAGAGAAGGCCAGAAGCUGGAGGACGAAGCCCCAACGGUUUCAGCGGUGUUGCCCAUUGACCAGGCCGCCGUCAUCCAGGAGAUGGUGAAUCAAGACGUGCUACCCAGCCUACUCAUCUCCAGCGCGACCUGCGAGGCGCCCACCACGCCUGAGGACCAGCCAGAAGUCGUCCGGUGUAGAUCAAGAGGUUCGGAGGAGGGUCUUGAGCAGCAGGAGGAGCAGGACGAGGACGAAGAGCAGGAGCCCCUGGAGGAAGUGGGAGAGGAAGAAGAUGAGGAAGAGCCUCAGGAGGAGGAGGAGGAGGAAGAGGAGGAGCGCUUCUCGAAAGAAAAUCCAGAGGUGGAGUCGGGGUCAGCGUAUGGGGACAGGCUGGUGGUGGAGUCUGCAGAGGAGCAGAGCAGCCUCUCGGAAGACUCCCCCGAAAGCUCCCCCAAGAAAAAGCCCUCGGGGAAAUGUCCCAAGGUGAGGGGGGAGCCCAGCACCCAGGGGGCGCCCAUGUUUCCCUGCCAACACUGCGAAAGGAAGUUCACCACCAAGCAGGGCCUGGAGCGCCACGUGCACAUCCACAUUUCUGCCAUCAGCCACGCCUUCAAGUGCCGCUAUUGUGGCAAGGCCUUCGGCACACAGAUCAACCGCCGGCGCCAUGAACGGCGCCAUGAGGCCGGGCCCAAACGGAAGCUGCUCUCACCCUUGGCCUGUGCCCAGCUGCCCAGGACCAGCCCUGGGGCUGCCGAGGGGAGUGUCCAGAAUGAAGCCAAGGCCGGACAGGAGGCCCCUGCCCCGGAGACCGAGAGAGUCGCCUCCAAAACACCACCCCCUCCACUGCCUUUGGAGGAGAGCAGGGAGCCCAGGGAAUCGCACCCGUGCCAGUACUGCAGGAAAGUAUUUGGCACCCACACCAACAUGCGUCGGCACCAGCGGAGGGUCCAUGAGCGGCACCUCAUCCCCAAAGGUGUCAGGAGAAAACCAGAAGAACCCCAGGCUCCCGUGGGCCCAGCCCAACACGCCCCCAGCACGUACCUGGCCAGCACAGACCUGGAGGAGGAAGAGGAGGAGGAGGAGGGCGAGGCAGAUGACAUCAUGGAUGUUUCCAGCAACAUCUCGGAGAAUCUCAACUACUACAUUGAUGGCAAGAUCCCGUCCAACAGCAGCACUAGCAACUGUGAGGUGAUUGAGGUGGAACCCGCCUCCGCCGAAGUCUACGGCAUCAACUGCCUGUUGAGUCCCGUGACGGUGGAGAUCUCUCCCAAUGUCAAGGCGGUGCCGGUGCACCUGGUGGAGGAGUCGAAGGAGCCUACUAUUGGCGGGACGCCCGAGGCCAAAAAGAGGAGGACAGCGAGUCCCCCGAUGCUGGCCAAGGUGAAGACGGAAAUGGACCCGGAGCCCAUCACGUCGCUGUGUUCCUUGACGAUUCCCCUCACCAUAUCGACCGUGGAGAACCUGCCCUUCCCCAGAGAGAAGGGUGUUUAUUUGUCCUCCAAGCUGAAGCAGCUUCUUCAGACGCAGGACAACAACAAGGUGGCCCCCUCCCCCCCUUUACCGGCAGGGGAGAUCCCAAAGCUGGGGCUCCCCGCGGCCUCCCCUCUCCUCCCGGCCACCUCGAGCAGGUUCAAGCGGCGCACCAGUUCCCCGCAGCACAGUCCGGGCCUUCGAGACCCCGGCAAAGCCAGCGAGGGCAAGCCCGCUUGGACCGAAGCAACCCUGAGUGCGAAGCCUCCCAAGCUGGAGAGGCAGAGCAACUCCCCCUCGUGGACUCUGUCUGGGAGAGAAGAGAGGGAAGCGCUGAGUCCAGAAGAAUUCAAGGCCACCAGGGAGUGGGCACCAAGCCCCCCCUUUGGAAAUGUGUGCAACCAGCAGCCCUUGGACCUGUCCAGCAACGUGAAGCAACGGUCGACCGGGAAGACCUGGGCCCAGCCAUCUUGGGAGUCCGUGCUGGACCUCAGUGUGCACAAGAAGCCGUGCAGCGAUGGGGAAGGCAAGGAGGUGACUCCGCCAGCAGGGGGCGCAAUCAAGAAGAAGCCCACCACCUCCAUGUUGCAGAAGGUCCUGCUCAAUGAAUACAAUGGGAUGGGCUUGGGGCCCGAAAGCCCCUCCCCGGACACAAGCCCAAGGCCGAAUGCUUGCAAGCUAGCCGAAGCCCCAGAACCGCAGCCUGGCCCGGCUCCCCCAGCCCCUGGGGCAGAGUUCGGCUGCUCUGGCCUCACCGCCGCCGAGGUGCCUUUGCUGCCAACCUCAAGCUGCCCGGCACCAUCGGCCUCUCCCUCCCAUCCUCCAUGCCCUCCCAUGCUCCAGGCCCCCACACCUCCCCCUCCUCUCCUUCCCACUGUUCCUUCACCCCUCCCGGAAGACCCCAGCAGCGGCAGCAGCAGCAGCACCCCAAGCUCCUGCCCGUCUCCCCUGUCCAAUGCCACAGCUCACUCCCCACUGCCCUUCCUUUCCCCAACUGUCUCGGCCUCCCCACUUCAUUCUGUAGAGCCUCUUGGCUGCGCUUCACCCGGGCCACCCACUCUCUCUUCGUCUUCCUCCUCCCCCUCCUCCUCUUUCUCUUCCUCUUCCUCUUCCGCCUCACCGUCCUCGUCUCCUUCCCCGCCUCCCCUGUCAGUGGCCUCUUCCAUCCUCUCUCCGGGGGACCAGCUGGAGAAUUCAGCCCUCCUGGUGACUUUCAAGCAAGAAGAGGGCGAGGCCAGCGGUCAGAGGCUGAGGGACAGCCCCCAGCCUUCCAGCGCGGCAGAGGCCACCCAGGAGAGCUUCAGCAAGAGCUUUGUCUGCAACGUCUGCCAGGCCCCCUUCCUCGCCAUCAAGGACCUCACCCGGCACCUGUCUGCUCAUGCCGGGGAGUGGCCCUUCAAGUGCGAGUUCUGCGUCCAGCUCUUCAGAGAGAAGGCGGCCUUGUCAGAGCACCGGUUCCUGCUCCACGGGGUGGGGAACAUCUUUGCCUGCUCCGUCUGCAAGAAGGAAUUUGCUUUCCUAUGCAACCUGCAGCAGCACCAGCGAGACCUGCACCCCGACAAAGAAUGCAGCCACCACCAGUUCGAGAGCGGGACUUUGCGCCUGCAGAAUUUCACCGACCCCAGCAAAGCCAGUGCGGAGCAGAUGCAGAGCCUGCCCAGCGCUGGCCUACAGCCCUCCAAGGAGGAGGAGGAGGAGGAGGAGAUGGAGGAGCUGAACGACUCCUCCGAAGAGCUCUACACCACCAUCAAAAUCAUGGCGGCCGGGGUCAAGCCAAAGGGUCCUGACGUCCGCAUGGGCCUCAACCAACACUACCCCAGCUUCAAGCCUCCCCCGUUCCAGUACCACCACAGGAACCCCAACGGCAUCGGGGCCACGGCCACGAACUUCACCACCCACAACAUCCCCCAGACCUUCUCCACUGCCAUCCGCUGCACCAAGUGCGGGAAGAGUGUGGACAACAUGCCCGAGCUGCACAAACACAUCUUGGCUUGCGCAUCUGCCAGUGACAAAAAGCGGUACACGCCGAAGAAGAACCCCGUGCCCCUGAAGCAGGCCGUCCGCCCUAAAAAUGGGGUGGUUUUGCCCAGCCCAGCUGGCAGCGCCUUCCGCCGCGUGGGCCAGCCCAAGAAACUCGACUUCGGCAUGGAGGCCAGUCGGGUGGCCUCCAACAAGCUGAAACUCAGCGCCCUGAAGAAGAAGCAGCAGCUGGUCCAGAAGGCCAUCCUGCAGAAGAAGAAGUCGCAGCAGCAGCAGCAGCAGCAGCAGCAGCGGGCAGAGCUCAAGACUGGCAGCACGGAGCCCAGUGCCCACAUCUGCCCCCACUGCAGCAGGGAGUUCACCUAUAUCGGGAGUCUGAACAAGCACGCCUCCUACAGCUGCCCCCAGAAGCCCCCUUCCUCCUCCUCCUCCUCCUCGAAGAAGAAGAAGGCCAAGAAGAAAGCCGGGGGCUCAUCUCUUGGAAGCGGCAAGAGUGGCACCAACCCCCGUCGGCGAACGGCCGAUGCCGAGAUCAAAAUGCAGGGCUCUGCCACACAGCUGGGCAAGACUCGCGCCCGCAGCUCGGGGCCCACGGCCGUCCAGCUGCCCUCCCUCAAGCUGAAACAGGGUGUCAAGUUCCCCAAAAAGGGCCACCACCCUCCUCCGUCUGUGGCCAGAAGCGUGGGCCCAGCCAGAGUGGGCAAGGCAGUCCCAGUGGAGGGGAAGCGGAGCAAGGGGGCCGCCAAGAGUGCCCCCCCUCCCGGACUGCUGGGCAAAGCCUCGCGCAAGCUGCACAUCCGCAUCCAACGCAGCACAGCGGCCCUGGGCGGCCAGAGGAAACCCGCUGACCGGUUCAGUGGCAAGUUGCGGGAAAGGGUGGGGGGGCCCGUCACCCGGAGCCUGCAGCAGCAGCAGCAGCAGCAGGGAACCUCUGCGGAGGCCACGGAGGCCCGAAGGGAGGAGAGCACAGCCAGGCCGGAGCUGAAGGACACCAGGAGCUUCCCGUGAGGAGACCUUACAGCUGAACCCUCCAGACGUGUAAAUGAGAUUUUCCUGGUCCGGGGCUCGGCCCCCCUGACGACCAGCAGCCGCAGGCGCAGCAGCAGCAGCAGGAGGAGGAAAGCAGACGCUCCAUCCUCCCAACAGGCAGAGCCGAGGAUGCAGUCGGCAGCUGCCAACAGGCUCGCCCAGAGCCGGCUCUGGUUGCCCUCCCCACCCCACAGCCACGCCUGGCGAUUCUUAGCUGCAGGGAGAAGACCCUCCCGCGGAAUGGGGUUGCCCCUCUCCUCCUCUGGCAGCCCUGGGCUUCUUACAAAGGACUCGAUCCGGUUCCCCGGGAGCAAAUGCCACCUUGGGCUUCUUGCUUGGGCACCUGGCUUUCACCUGGCGCAAUAAGGAGGGAAGCAGAUUAAAAACUCAAUGCGGGGAGGGGUCUUGCCAAACGAGAGGGCCCGGGCAAGUAUCAGGGAUGACAACGGGCUCACGUGGCACUCAAAGUAAGUCAUGGUCACCCCGUCUGCCAAGGCCUUGGGGUCAGGCCAGGGACCCCUCCCCGCUUCUCCCCACCGCCUCUUCCCUGCUAGCUUUGGGGCCAGCCGCUGCUUUUCAGCCCUUGUGGGGGGAGCAGGAGGGGCGCCAGUGUGCUAAAAGAUUCCCUCUCCCAAGUUCCCCUGAGCUGGACGUCUGAGGUUUGGUGGUGGAUGACCAGCAGGAGACGGGGGGGGGGGGGGGGGGGGGGGGGGGGCUGGCGGGGGGGGGGGCGGGCAAGGGCCCCCCCUUUCCCUUGUAAAUCUCCCCCCCCCCCCUCAAUUUUCCCGGAGAGGCGGCUCCCUCUUUCCCCCCAACCUCGCCUUCCAUUUGGGUGAACAGCAAUCGCUUCAUUUGAUUCCCCCCCCCUCCCAAUUUUUUAAAAGUUACUUGUCCUUGACUUUAAAAAGUGAUCUACCUCUUAAAAUUUGAAGUUUUGGUAUUUUGGGGGUGACUUCAUGCCACUUGAACCCCGCCCCUCUUGCUAUCAUUCCCUUUUGUCUUUUUGGUUGCGUUUCUUCUGAUUCACGGGGGACAUCUACACCCAACAGUUGUAUAAAGCAUUCAUAGCAAGUUUGGAAAGGGGGGAAUAAAAUAUUUAAAAUUAUUUAAAUUGUUUUUGACACUUCAGUUGUAUUAUAUGUGAUUUACAUUUUACAUUGAUUUGUUUCUGUGGGAGAGGAGGGGCUCUUGGAUUAAAGUUUGCUGUUCUGUAGUUCAUUUCCCCCCUUUCUUCUUGUCGGAGAGCGAUGCAAAGACUAUUCUAUUAAAAACAUUAAAAUUUCCAAUUUG
Pseudonaja textilis is the source of this 6534-nucleotide messenger RNA. Lineage: Eukaryota; Metazoa; Chordata; Lepidosauria; Squamata; Elapidae. The record is from RefSeq and is a predicted model, not a curated record.